AUGUGUGUAUCAGUGGUAUCGUCCAGGAAUUCUGGAAAUGAUCUAUAUUUGCAACAAGUUUGUCAAGUCUCCCCCCCCCCCAAUAUACUACUAUCCUGGGUACCAGAGCCUCUCGUGAUAGAAGUGAGCCUCACUCGUGUUUAAAACUUAUUAGAAGAGGUGUGGAAAGCUAUAUCUUUCAAGUUACAUAAAAAAUAUUUGCUUGUUAGUAUAACUAAUUUAAACAAGGUUGGGUUUUGUUAGGUCUCUUGGUUUUGUUAGAUCUCUUGGUUUUGUUAAAUCUCGUGGGUUUUGUUAGAUCUCGUGGGUUUGGUAGAUUUCGUGGGUUUUGUUAGAUCUCGUGGGUUUUGUUAGAUCUCGUGGGUUUUGUUAGGUCUCGUGGGUUUUGUUAGAUCUCGUGGGUUUUGUUAGGUCUCGCAGGUUUUGUUAGAUUUCGUGGGUUUUGUUAGAUUUCGUGGGUUUUGUUAGGUCUCGUGGGUUUUGUUAGAUCUCGUGGGUUUUGUUAGAUCUCGUGGGUUUUGUUAGAUCUCGUGGGUUUUGUUAGAUCUCGUGGGUUUUGUUAGAUCUCGUGGGUUUUGUUAGAUUUCGUGGGUUUUGUUAGAUCUCGUAGGUUUUGUUAGGUCUCUUGGGUUUUGUUAGAUCUCGUAGGUUUUGUUAGGUCUCUUGGGUUUUGUUAGGUCUCUUGGGUUUUGUUAGGUCUCUUGGGUUUUGUUAGGUCUCUUGGGUUUUGUUAGGUCUCUUGGGUUUUGUUAGGUCUCUGGUUUUUUGGUCUCUUGGGUUAUGUUGGGCAUUUUGGUGUUGUUAAGCUUUUUGUACGAGGGGUUUGUUGGGAUAUUGCGUUUGAGUUUUUGCUUUUUCUUUCCCUCUGUCCUUGGUGUUUGUUUUUCCUUCAUUACGUUCUUCAUUUUUCCCUUUUCCUGUUUUAUAAAAUCCAGUGGCGAAUGCUAUGCAAAUUUUUAAUGAUUUGCAUUAUCACCUUUAGAAAUGUAUUGUCUUCGACCUAUUUAGAAGCAGGUUUAUUAGCAUAGCAUGACCAGUUGCCAUGGCUAGCUUUGCCACUGAUGUAAUCUUAUAAAAAGUACAGGCUUUAAUAUAUAAUAAUUAAUAAAACAUCAUGUUAAUUUACUUUAGCUUUGCAAAACAAUGUUGAGGUAUUCAACAUUACUUCGGCAAUGAACUCAUAAAAUGGGUCGUUUAAACUUUUUAAAACCGUCGUAGUCCUCGGCUGUCGCCUCGUGUUUUAUAUCUGAUAAAGCACUCUUGCUCCUGUUUUGAAUAGGACGGACUUAUCCAUUUACCAUUUUUUAAACCACUUUAGGUUGAUGGUUUAGAGUUUGAAGGUUUAGAUGCUGAUGAGGAUACAAGGUAAGCUUCACCUCUCAUUGUAGUUGGCUUUUGUAUAGAUGAAAAUUUCGAGUGUGAAUAUACGCUUACUAGACCUAACCAGGAGCAGUUGCGAGAAAUGCAACUAUAUAUAUAGACCCUCUGGUAGGAAUCAAACCUGCGGCCUAGCCUCCUCCGCAGGAAUCGAACCUGCAGCCUAGCCUCCUCCGCAGGAAUGGAACCUGCAGCCUAGCCUCCUCCGCAGGAAUCGAACCUGCGGCCUAGCCUCCUCCGCAGGAAUCGAACCUGCAGCCUAGCCUCCUCCGCAGGAAUCGAACCUGCGGCCCUGUGAUUCCGGUGCAGCGCCGCGAUUCAUCUGUCGUGUAUGUAUUCAUGUUGAAUCUGUAAUGCACAGUGCUUGUUACAAUUUUGAGAACUGAAGUACGUCGAGACCGUUGCAAUGAUAUAGGAUAUGAUUAUUAUCUCUGCUGUGAUCUUUUUCACCUGAAUUGCAUGAUCAAUACUGAAAAAUUACCUUUUGUCGUCCCUAGGCUUCUCCUUAGGCAACGCUGUGACAAAGGGCGAAAUUACGUAUAUUAUCUGCAAUCCCAUAAUUCCUUGGUACCAUGCACCCACUUGCUCUACCAAAUAUUGCGUAAUAUAUACACUUAAUGUCUGCUCCCGAGGGAAAUCGUUUUGUUUUUUCCGAGAGUUUUAAUCGAGGGGACUGCGUUUUGUCAAGUAAAAAAACAGGCUACAUUUCAUGAAUAAAGCUCUUUAAUGUAUAUUAUUUUAACAAUAAAAUAACCUGCCCAAGCCAAAAAUUGUUUCAGCAGCAUUCCCUGUUGUGUAUUUUUCUUCUCUGUCAGACACUGUAAUCUUUUCGUAAACCGGAAAACGUUCUUUCCAAACUUUUAAUGUUGUUGCGCCGGAGGGCUGGACCCGGAGUUUUGGCCUAUUUUGCUGGAGCCGGAGUUUUUUUCAACUCCGGCAAAACUCCCGCAGCACUUAUUUGUCCUGCAAACUAAUGUCAGACAUCGGCGAAAAAACCUGAAUUUUCACGAAUUUGCUGGAGCUGGAAAUUUUCUGCAUCCAUUUUUCCCGGAGCCGGAGUUUUUUUGGCCCGAGCUUGAGCCGGAGGUGAAAAAACCGAGGUUUGCUCAGCACUACAAAUUUUGGCUCCAUUUUGAACAUUUAUUUCACGUAGCCGAUAUAUUACGUAGCCCGCCGGGCAACAAUUUUUCGCUUGUUUCCCGGCGGGAUACAUUGCAUUUAUCUAAAUCCACGUGACCACAAAUUAGCCAAUCAAAUUUAGUUUGGGCAUGGCUAUGUAACAAUUCUACUUAUUGUCACAGGGCUGCCUGCAACGAAGUCAUCUCCUAUAAGAUUACAAACUACAAAACAGCGAGAGAAAACUAUAGUGUGUAAAAUAUGCUAGGAAUGCAAGAAAAACUGGGUGGUGGGAAGCGUUUUAUUGCAGAAUUUGGAUCAGCAUUGCUAUAACUGAAGAUUUAAAAACUUUUCUUCUCCCCUUGUUUCAGUUUUCGUGAAUUUUUUUUUUCAUUCUAUUUCCUGCUGUGUUUAGUGAAUAUCGAAGUAAUAUUAUCAUGAAAAUUUCCUCAGUUCUUGGUCUGAGGUCGAAGAAAAGUAGACAGGAAGUUUCGUUUGAAGGAAAACAUAGGUGGGUACAUGCAUGCUUGUUGUUCUUUUGUAUGUUUAUAGCUUUCCUUAGAAAUGGCUGAUUUUUGUAACGGUUAAAGAAAAAGACCAAGUCGGUGUAGAGAAAAAAGAAUGAAUUUUUACGAGUAUGAUAUUAAAUUGUCUUUGACGAUCGUCAUCAUUUCUCCUCAAGGGAAGUCAGGCCUACUUGUCGCAACAUUCCAUCUACUAUCUGACAUUCCAUUGUCUUCUAUCCCUGUCUUUAGCACAAUCUAUCCAUCGUUUCUGCGGUCUACCACGUGGUCGUUUACCAUCUUCCGUUCUUCACAUUGCCCAAUCGAGUGAUAUACUGUGGCUCUCGUCUACUAACGUGCCCAAACCAUCUUACGCCCGUAUUCUAAAAGCUCACUCACACUCAAUGAGUGGAAGUUCAAUUUGAGCUUCUCUUGAGUGUCAAUGCUGUUUUUGAAUAGCUGGAGGGUGAGUAGUGCUGUCACACAGUAAGGUACGACACUAACCCUCCAGCUUUUCAAAAACAGCAAUGACACUCGAGAGAAGCUCAGAUUGAACUUCCACUCAUUGAGUGUGAGUGAGCUUUUAGAAUACGAGCGUCUCCCAGCCGACGUACUUUUGACUUUUUUCUCUUCUUUUAGGAAGUUUAAUGUUUCGUUCGUUUUCCACAUGCAUGUAUUUGAAUUUCCCGAAUCACAUCAGUUGUGGUUCACAGGCAACAAUGGACCAUUUGCAUUAUAGACUAAAUUUUGAUCUAGAAAAAAAUUUCAUCACAGCUUGAAAGAGCAUCACAAAAUUAGUAAUAUUCCAAAGUUUCGUUGCGAAAUGUUGUAAAAUGCGGAUAAUAUAGCCAUGCGAAGUUUGCCGUUUUUCAGUCAUUUUGUAUUACGCACGGGAAAUUGACAGCCCAAUCGGGUGUUGGGGCAUCAAUUUCCCGUUUGUAAUACAAAAUGACUGAAAAUUGCAAAGUUCGCAAGGCUAUAUUAUCCGCAUUUUACAACAUUUCGCAACGAAACUUUGGAAUAUUACUAAUUUUGUGAUGCUCUUUCAAGCUGAUGCUUUUUCUCUAGAUCAAAAUUUAGUCUAUAAUGCAAAUGGUCCAUUCUCAAUGGGUAAAAUAAAUCGUAAAGACAAUUUCGUCGGCGACUUAUGUUAUGCUGGCAGGCCGAAAUCACUUGACCGUGUAGUGAAUCAGACCUGCUUAUACUUGCUUCAUAUUAAUUUCCCUGCAGAGUUAUGAGAUUUUGAGUCAAAGUUUUCUCCUUUUUACUGAAAUAUUUAAUGAAGUCUCAGGAAGUGUAUUUGUAUGAUUUUUUAGCAUGCUUCACUUUAGCAACGCUGAUACUGGAAUUAAUGUUGUUGCUGUUAUGGAUCCAUUAUCUAACGAUGCUCAGAAAUUAACCCCAGUAUUAAUGGUAUAAUGCAUUAUUAUUAUAGUGGUUUACAAGCAACGUUAUUUUGAUCGAUUUUCCAGUCAUGGAAAAACUAUAUAUUCUUUAUUGCUAGUUGUCAGAAAAGUAGAAAACGUAAAACUGUACCCCUAAUACGGUAAGCUGCUGCGAAAACAAAUCAGUGAAAAUAGUCAAUUAACUCCUUCACCUUAACGCCACUACUACAACUAUUUUUAGGUAUUACGUCAUGUCACUGGGGUAAAUAUGAAAAUCUACAUGAACUGCAGAGAAAAGUUGUCGGAAAUGCCACUGAAAAGGUAACUAUAUCACUGGGAAAAAGUAGUGAAAUCCAUAAAUUAUAUUUGAAUCACCAAAUCUAUAGUAUUUUGAUACUAUUCCCAUACUCAUAGUAGUGACAAUUAUUGUAUGGAAAUUGGAUUACUAUAUAUUUCCAAGUAGGAUCCAUAUUAUUUCCAUAGUAGGGAUCUUGAAAAAUGAUAAAUUAUCAAUCUUUCUUUAUUUAAUAUCGAUAUACUAAUAUACUAUCAUGGUCUUUGAAUAAAGUCCUAUAAUUGGUGAAGUAUUGGCGUGAAUGACCGCUUCGGUAAAGCCAUAAAAAUCUAUUUCACGAUAUAUGGGAAAAUACCAUGAUUACAUAAUUACUAACACUGUGUGUUAUUUUUCACGCAACUAUUCCUUAAAAAGGGGCAGUGUCACGGCGCUGAUUGGCUAAAAUAAACGGCGCAAAGAAACGUUUAAAAUUUUUGGAAUGAUUGGAAAAGCUGCAGCAGCCUUCAAUGUUUAAAACAAAGCAAGGAUGUCCUGCAUAACGGAGGGAUUAUAAAUAGUAUAUCGUAUUUCACUCCUAACUUGAUUAAUUGUUGGCAGACAGUUUUUCAAGUUCGCGCAUAUUUUGGAUGCGCAGUAGUACCGUGACACUGCUCCUUUAAUUGUCGAGCAAUCUUACUCUGAGUGUAUAUCCACACCGGGCAAGCUUGAAAAAUAUGCCUGGCCACGGUGGGAAUCGAACCUACGACCUUUGGAAUACUAGCCCAAUGCUCUGCCAACUGAGCUAGAGUAACAUCACAAUCAUCAUGUUCACCUGAGUACAUAACACCAACACAGAAAAAAUAUUAUAUUUUAGGUUUUACCGUUAUGUACUAGUACCAAGCUUACAGUUCAAUGAAGAUGGACAACUAGCCAGUGGUCCUCAAGCUGUAUUCAGAGACAUACCUGAAACACCGUUGUUAACUAUGAAUUUAGAUAUACCUCAAGCAUGGAUGGUUGAAGCUGUCAAAUCUCCUUAUGAUUUAGAUAAUAUUUAUCUCAAAGAGGUGAGAAUGCUGUUAAGUUUUAUGGUCUAGUCUGUCCAGGAUUCGAAAUAACCGCCUGUCUCGCUGUCGAUUCCAGGCGAUCUUUACAAACGAAAGGCGUAAACAUUGUUUACCUUGUUCCUGCAACAUGAUGAGCAAGCACCUAAACAAAUAUCUUAUUAAUACGGAGUAUGUAAUUUCGAACUGUGAAUGGAGGGAUCAAUAACCAGUUCCUUUAAUUUUAAUUCAACACUUGGAGUGCAUGGUGCAAUAAUGAUCACCUAUUUAGAACCCUGGGUGCAUGGAGAAGGCUAAUUUCAUGAAGUAGGCAAUAUUGCGUAAUACACUAUUGAUUAGCAAGCUUAAGCAAGCUACGUUUUUGACAACACGAACGUUGACCGGAAGCAAAUUUGACGUUAUCAACCAAUCAACAUUCUUGACCCAGUCUUCUGACAUUACUCAUGCCGUUCGUGUUGUCAAAAACAUCGCUUGCUUAAGUUCGCUAUUGUGUACUAUUUAAAACAUGAGCAGCAGUGUUUUAUCAGUUAUAAAGGUACGAGGCGAAGCCGACUAUCUUUAACUGAUAAAACACCGACUGCGACUGCUUCAAAACGAUCGAUCUAGUAAGUUCAUUGGCGAAGUAAUUUUCAAAAAAUACGUUGUGUAAGUCGAGAAAAUCAAAGUUAAAGUUUAUGUAAAUCAAGGGAAAUCUCUAUCACAUAUAAAGAUACGACACGCUUAUGAUUUUUCUUUGUGUUUUCGUCAUGAAUUAUUAAUGAGUUUUUGAAAAUUUAUGUACAGAACCGCAAAACAUGAAACCUCCACAUCUUCAUUUCCUUUCGUGAUGUCAUGUCUGCAGAAGUUGGGAGCCAUAAAGCUACCUCCAUAUAGGCCAUAUAGUCUAAUGUCAAAAUGUACGCUUUAAAAACUUUCAAUUAAGAAUUCUGGAGUUACAGAUCAACUCAAAACCAUGCGUAGGGUGUGGAGCUAGCUAUAUAGUAUUAUCUAAAUCGGGAGUAAUGAAUGACUAUUAACUCCAUAAGUUAUGACUAAGAUAUGAGUAAAAAAACAAAUCAGCCAAAUUCAAAGCUAUUGGGGCAGGACUUGCAUGAGUCGUACACCAGUUGGAGUUUGAUUUCAAGAUCCACUCUCGUCCCAACGCUACAAGUUUUGGUUCGCUUGGUAACCCCUAGACCCUCAUGCCUACCUCCAUUCACAGAUUGGCUGGCCCGCAAAAAUAGAAUCAACAGACAUGCGUGAUGUUAUUACGAGUUACAAAUGAAAAUAAAAGCAAGCAACCAAAUUUAAACUCACAAAGUUACUUUUGACCCGUCCAAUUCAGGUACCAAGUUAACUUUAAGUCAUUUUCCUACUUCAAUCAUUGUUUCAAUUGCAAACUCGUGAAGAUAACUCUCUGCUGUCAAUCCCAUAUGUUAGGAGAUUACUGUAAACUCCCAUGUAGUUUUUAUUUGAAGAAAUUUAAUUUGUGAAAGGUUAUGCAAGUUGUAGGGGACAUAAGUUUCUUGAUAAUACAUUAUUACCAUGCAUUUGUUAUCAUUGCCUUAUGUAUAUUACAGGUGGAACAAUCUGUGGUUGGAAAUUUUGAACUGGAGUACAUCUUGAUUGAAGGUACAUUUGGCGUGAUCUUUAUACCAUCGUGAUCUUUUUACCAUUGGAGUUGUUCACUACACACUAACACACAUCAGUACAUCACCCAAAGAAUCAUUUGACACUUGGCUAGCCAAUAGACAAGCUUGUUAAGGCAGAUUUCCAUUCAAUAAAAAUCUGCUAGUUGAGCGACAGAGACGCAGAGAAACAGGGACUUCUAGAUAAAGAAUAUCUCAUUUUGUAUGUUUACACUGCAUUGCAAUAUUUUUAAAUAUAAAGAUUUCCGUAUAAAAUUUCAGGUCAUUGUUCUGACGCCAAUACUGGUCAACCACCACGUGGUCUGCAAUUUACUCUUGGAACUAAAUCAAAUCUCGAGCAAUUUGAUACAAUUGUCAUGGCGAACUUAGUAAGUAUAGUAUAAACUAUUCAGUAACUAGCAUCUUUCAAGUUUGAGUUCACAUAUAACUACCUAGUAAAUCACACUGGUAAUGUUGGAUUCCUGGUUGACAGGGAUAUUUCCAACUGAAAGCUUCGCCUGGAUCAUGGAUACUACAACUUCGAGAAGGGCGUUCCAACGAAAUAUUUGAAAUUGAGAGGUAACCAUUUUUAGAUCUUUUGUUGUCUUUAGCAGUGUAGGAUAUAUUUGAGAUGAUGUUCUCUGAGUGUGUCCACACCGAGCAAGCUGAAAAUUUUGCUUGGAAUGGUGGUGGGAAUCGAACCCGCCACCUUUGCUUCUCUUGAUAGCAUCACAAUCAUUACACUCAUGAUCAUAAAACCCAUACUGAUCUCGAAGGAACUAGACCGAGUUUCGAAAUAUCACCUACUCGAACCGACUUAAUCUCAUAGCUCAGUUGCUAGAGCAUUGCCCAGGCCUAGAAAAUAUAUUUCUCUUCCUGGCAGCAAAAUCCAAAAAUAGAAAUUUCCUGUGUAAGUCAAAUAUAAAACUUCCUGCACAUGUGGAUUUCAGAGAACAUAUGGCGCCGCACAUUAUGAUAAACUUCAAUCUCGGCACAAGGCAAUCUCGAUUAGCAAAACGCUUUUGGAAAUUUUAAACAAUAAGUUAAUUAUAUAGCAUUCCAAUAUAUAAGAUGACAAAAAUUUCCUGCAAGGUGUUAAAAGAUUUUCUGCGAUGAUAUUUUGUUACUGUGCUGGUACUGCCGGACUAGCAAACCAAAGGUCGCGGGUUCGAUUCCCACUGCAGUCAUGCAAACAAAAUUGCCAGCUUUCCCAGUGUGGACAAAAAGUAUCAUUACAAAUACAUAUCUUCUCCUAAAUGCAUAACACCACAAUCAGUAUAGGAGUAGUAUAUGGUGUCCAAAUGCGGCUAAAACUCUUCCUGAAAAUUUAAUUUUAAUCUCUAGUUUCGAUUCCAUUUUGGAUACCACAUUUGAUAUUUCCUGUAAUUAGCACUAAUGCAUAUUUUUGCAUUUUACUAUGGUUUCAGUAUUUCACUCGGUUCGAAUUCUGAUACCACAAGUCUGAUACCAGAAAUUUAUUUCUCCUGUAAUUUUUUCUCUCAGCUUAUCUGGAUCGUCAACAGCUAAACAUGGGGCGACUGAAGUUGUUGUCGUCGACAAUUUCUUGGGAGAAUUUCUCAAAGCAAAGGUAUAAUGUGCUUAUACGGAUAUUCCUUUAUUUUACCUUUCAUUCGUUUCAAGAUUGUAGACGUUUUAUAUUAUAUUUAUAAUAUGUUUUUACAGAUAUUCUUUUUUUUUUACCAUUCGUUUCAAGGUUGUAGACGUUAUAUAUUAUAUUUAGGUGAAAAGAAAAGAUGGGAAAGAAAACGCUGACUUACUCGCUGAAGACGGCGAAAAAGGGGGCGGAGGAAUAUGGGACUCGCUUUCAAAGUAAGUCUAUUACGUCUGGAGAGGUCACUUCAUAAGUGAUCUCAAGGACAUUCUUUUUUUUUGUUUGAAAAAACACUUUUUAUUUAAAAAGGCACGCUGUGUCACUUUUUACUUCAAUGUCAUGCAGCGCCUCUCUUUUGCCCGAUACUCCCUUUUAGCGUAAGGCGGAAAACAUAUUCCCGGUUAUGUCACUUCAGUAGGUCCAACUGUAUUAAAUAUCGGUAAACUGCUCAGAUACAGAAUAUAUACAUAAUAUUUAUUUUAAAAGAAAUAUACUGCUCCGAAUAUCUUUCCCUAGUAUAAGCUGAUAAGCGUGCCCUUGUACCAACAUAUACAUUGCUCAUUACUAGUGGUUGCCAAUUAGAACAUCAUUGGUCAACGAGUUAUCGUAUUCGACUUAUCCUACCUAUCCAAAAAUAGAAUGUUUAUUCAGUUUUAAGUAUAACUGGCAUAGGUGAGAUUAGCUUGUAAACACGGCCGUGCAUCAGAAGAUGGUGGUCAAUCAGCAGUUAUCAGACUAAGAAAAUAAUGUGAAUUGUUCUCAUUAGAGAGAUGUAAUUUAAUUCACUUUCUCGUAUUAAAUAUGAAUAGUUUUGAAUUUGACCACCGUCUGGUGUCCAGUAACUGAAACCCACCAAUAUUUCUAAUAUGAAACCCACCAUUUCUUGAUCGUUCCCAGCAUGGUCAGUGGUAGUACGUCAAGCAGUUCAAGCAAUGAAACUAUCAAUAUUUUCUCUGUUGCUUCUGGUCAUCUAUACGAGAGAUUCUUGAGGUAAGUGAAAAAAGUAUGAGUAUGUUUUUAGUAUUGUGAUUAUUCCUGCACUUUAAAUAAAAUAGCUGAAAACGACCACUCGAUUUGUGGUGAAAACUAUAUACGCUUUCGAGCAUUGUAUGUGUAGUCUCGUUGUAUUUUAACACUUCGCAACAUGGCAAAAUUUCAAUGUAUUCGUAUCAUAAUCACUAUUUUAUUGCCAUCUUCAGAAUCAUGAUGUUAACUGUGAUGAAGAACACUAAAAGUCCCGUGAAGUUUUGGUUUUUAAAGAACUAUCUAUCUCCCACUUUCCAGGUACAGAUGUUAACAUAUUUCCAUAAAAAUCCUUCAAUAUUAGUUCAAUCGACUGAGAUGCCCAAAGUCCUGAUAUUUGCACAUACACCUUACUAUGACGUCAUCUUAGUAUUUAUACAUGAACUUGCGGUUAGAGCUCGGUUGGUAGAGCGCUGCACCGGAAUCGUAGGACCGCAGGUUUCGAUUCCUGCCACAGGGCUUAUAGUUUUUCCCAGCUGUUCCUAAAUAAAAAUAAAAUGUAUAAAAAUUUACACUCGAAAUUGCCAUCUACACAGAACCCUUCAAAAAAUGUAACACAUCAUGUCACGGGAAGUGUUUGCCGAAGAAUGUGUUGAAAAAAGGGCGCAGUUUUUAACAUACUCUGAAGUGUUCCAAAAUCACCAUAAGGGCUCGUGUACACUUGCAAUUUUUGCUGCGAUUUUAGGUUCGAUUUUCUUCUGACGGAUGUGAACGAGUGGAUAAGUUAUGAAUAUUCAGUUCAGACAAAGAUUAGAUACUAUAAAGAUGUGUCACUCUGCGAAAAUUAUGUCCGAGAUUUUUUUAUAGCCGCCAUUUUGCCAGUAAGUGUCAAAUUCGUCAAAAUUCGUCAUAUAGCGCGAGCAUCGCGAUGGCAACCUAUUGUAUUCAGUCUCGCCGCCAUUUUGGCAGUAAGUGUUAUGCACUCGUCAUCUCGCGUGAUCACUCGUGAUCAGCACGGAAAAUUACGGACACGCAAACAUUAGGGAAAUACGUCGAGUGACACAUCUUUAUAGUAUCUAAUCUUUGGUUCAGAUGAGGGUACAUGUACUCCGAACAUUCGUAACUCACCUACUCGUUCACAUCCAUCAGAAGACGAAAAUCGCACUAGAAAUCGCAGCAAAAAUUGCAAGUGUAAACGGGCCUUGACACAUGCACGACUUUGAUUUAGCGUCUGAAAUAAAUAAAGUAUCUAAAGAGAAUGCGAAAUUAAAUUGUGGACGUUUAUUGCCGUGAUAUGAAGAAAAUGGUGCUGAUUUCCGUGUUUAACAUCUCCUUGUUCACAGGCUUUCGUACCCCAUAUGGCCAAGGAAUACGGAUGUGAAUAUGAAUUUGUUCAGUAUAAAUGGCCUGGCUGGCUGCACCAUCAAACUGAAAAACAGAGAAUUAUUUGGGGGUACGUUAUUACUUUGUUUCAUGCUGGCGCGGAUACUUAGUGCUGAUGCGAAUUUAGAUGGCCAACGUAUUCCCACCGUUGUGUUGCUGCAAAUCCUUUUUUAUUCAAAAUUAUUGAAAUUUUCUUUAUGAAAUGAUUAUGGUAUAAAAACCAUAGCUACUUACUGUAAAACUUGCCAUAAAAGAACCGAUAGGUAAGCAGCCAAAAUACAAGAACCACUUCAGGAUCACAAGACUGGUUCUUAAAAAAAUGUUGAAUGCAUGUUCUAAGGGCAGGUAUAGGCUGGUAUUCAGAUGUAUAUGCUUGAUUUAAUAACAUUCCAAAAACAUAAUCUGCAAUGAAGAAAUUCAGUGGCUUUUAAAUGGCAAUUGUUAGUGUAAUACUGGUCAACAGGAACAACUGUUUGACUAGCAAUAAGAACCAGUUAAGAAACAAAUCAGCCUGGUUUCUCACAUAAGGACUACUUCAGCCUGACAUGAAAAUAUAUAGUCAGUGGCUCUUUUAUGCGGGGUUUUGCUGUAGUUAAACAGGUAUCUUUCAGGGACAUUAAAUAUUGGGGGGGGGGGGGAGCUUCCCUUAAACCACCGCCUGUUGUUCAAAGAUAUGUAUUUGCCUGCGAUGUUUGGUGGAGUCAAACAGGAUAUAACCUAAUUUUUCACAUCGUAUUAUGACUGUACUUACAAAGAUACACAUGUACCGGGUGUCCCCCAAAAAAAUACUCCUGUUUGAUUCGUAAUAACUUCUAAACAAGUAAAGCUUUUAAAGAGAAAUAACUUGCAUUAAAUAGAGGAAGGACUAACUUAGAUUUUGAUAUAUUACACGGUUGUAUUUUACUUAAAAAUUCACGGAGAUAUUAAUUUUCAAAAUCGGGAGCAUAUUUUGGGAUGUGUCUAAAAUUAGCGAAAAUCGGCAUAUCAAAUAUUAACUCCAGCGUUUGUUUGCUUAAUGACAUAUCAGGCUAACUUGUAUUUCAGCGAAUUAUCGUUAGGGUUUGUAAGGGAUAUGGCGUAGAUUUGGACAUCUUGCAUGUAAGUUUUAUAUCUAGCUCAUUGUUUCCUGAAAUAUGAACGUUCGAAAUAUUAAUAUUAAGUAUUUAAUAUUAUAGAUCUUUAUACAAAUUUAAAAGUACAUGAAAGACUAACCAUGGAAGGCAGGCGUUUAAAUUUUUCUUAAAUUAAAUAGCCUAAUUUUUUUAUGUUUUUAAUGGGUUCAAAAAGACUGAGUUGAUUAUUUCUCGGUUAGAGCAGGAUGAAUAUUAUUCUUUAUUGAAGGAAAUAAUAUUGCUUUUUGCAAAAACACAUCACAGUAUCAACGCUACUAUUUUGUUACAUUUUGUUCCAAAAAUGUUGCAUGUCUCUGGGGAGUUGCUUAAUUGUUAUGUCUUAUGGAGUUAUAUGGUUUGAUUGUGUUUCAUAUAAUUCUCAGUUUACUCUGAACUUGCCAAGAUUAAGAAAAGGCAAAAGAGUUUGGGUGUUCUUAACAAGAUUUCAGAACGUUGCAGAAGUUAGAAGAGCUUCACAAUUCCAUUGUGACAACAUGCCCUAAUUCAGAGCUAUACGAACGAUCCAUGACUAUCCUUCGCGAUGCAGUGGUCUCAUGAAAUAAGGAAACGAAUUCGUGCUAGGAACACACGCGAAUUUCGGACGAAUAAAUCUUGCUUGUAUUUUGUAGAUAUAAUAAUACUUUGUUUCAUAAUAAGCGAUUUGUCAAGUGUCAUUUAUUUACUGGUAAUAGUUCCUGUUUCAGUCGGGCAAAUCUUGAUUAAUAUUUGAUACGCCGUUUUUUCCAUAUUUCAGACACAUCCAGAAAUAUGCUCCCGAUUUUAAAGAUUAAUGUCUCCGUGAAUUUUUAAGUGAAAUACAACUGUUAUAUAUCAAAAUCUAAGUUAGUCCUUUCUCUAUUUGAUGCAAGUUAUUUCGCUUUAAAAGCUUUACUUGUUUAGAAGUUGUUACGAAUCAAACAGGAGUACUUUUUUUGGGGACACCCGGUAUACACAUAAUAUCUUUAUAUAUGAUAACUUUUUUGAAAUUUUUCAAAGUUGUCGAUUUUUUAGUUGAAAGAUCUAUCAUAAAACAACUCAAAAACAACAUUAAUAUUGUCAUUUGAAAUCGUUAAAAUGGUGAAAAUAGGUUGACUAGAAUAAAUAUUUCACAUGUGUUUGAAUGUGAGCGAUCAGUCAGUUCACGUGUAUAUCAUGUGCAUGAUGUUUAUAUUCUAUUUCUGUAGCUACAAAAUCCUGUUUCUUGACGUCCUCUUUCCACUUAGUCUCAAGAAGAUAAUUUUUGUCGAUGCAGAUUUGGUUAGUGUUCUUUAUUAUAACUACGAUUUUCUGUUAAUAGAAUCUUCCAAUGUGAAGGUCGUGUACAAUGUUGUCGUAUUUGCCAUAAAACUCACCAAGUGGUAAUAGUUAUGUCGCGGUCAAAACGUUCGACCCUCUCCCAUUGGCUUGAUAAUUUCUUCCAUUUCUCUAUGUAAAUUAUAAAAUAUAACAUAAUUUAUAAAACAAGUGAUUCAUUCAACUAUUUAAGAAGGAUUGCAACGCAGUUUACUAACCAUUAUUAAACAAAUCUUGCCAGUUAUUGCGAAGAUAUUUAUGAGUAAAUGACAUUACCAGGAGUCCAGGACAUAUAUAUUUUUCAAGAACGAGUCAAGUAUCGAGAAAUAGAAAACCUCAUGGGAGCGAGGAUUCAGUUAAACACAAUUAGCUUUUUUUUUUAUAAUGACAGUGGUACAUAAUAUCUCGAGCAAAAACCCUACGCCAGAUAUUACUACACAGAAAAGGUCUACCUCCUCCACAGGCCGUAAUGAUUCCCUAAUCACGUAAGGCAGAGUAUGCCCGUUUGCAGGUUAGAAAUUGAAAUUUGAAACUUCGAUGGCCUGCGGAGUAGGUAUGGAAAAGGAAUUGCUCGUAACGCCUAUGUAUUAUUAAGUUGUAACAGCUGAAAGAUACCCUAGCUAAGAAAUUUCACGUUUGAAUUUUUCCAAGAUUGUACGUGCUGAUCUUAAAGAACUCAUGGAUAUGGACUUAGAGAGAGCUGCGUAUGCAUAUACACCGUUCUGUGACAGUAGAAAAGAAAUGGAUGGGUUCAGGUAUGCUUGCUUACUCCAUGGCUGGUAAAAUAUAGCUCACUUCGAGACCAGAAGCGAUGCAUCUACUAUAUAUAACCUUUAUUUGGUUAACCUCUUGCCUCCAUUAAGCUCCCCUUUCUGAUCCAACAGCCAGGUCAAGGUAAUUGUGAUACGUUUACACAACAGCAUGAACCAAUGCCACUGUGAGCGCCUUGCGAGCUGGGCCUGGGGACGAGGAAUGUACGUUUACACUGUUAACAUUUCCACAAAGACUUGGCUUAGGUCGGGCCUAUAGGGCCAACGGUUGCAGUAGACCCAUAUUUUCUGGUUUACACUACCAAAAUAUAGACCUAUGCUCAGGGCAGGCCAAAGCUUUCAUUGUAAACACGGGUUAUCAAGCUCUCAAUUAUUGAACUCCCUCAAGGAUUCUCUGAAAAUUACACUAAAGAUCUCGACGUAUUCUAGAUGUUGAAGUUAUUUGGCAGGGAUGUUUUGGAGAUCAUUGCUUAGAAUGUUGAUCGUCUGUCUGUUUUUAUUCAUGUGUCUCUGAGAAUGAUUUUAUGUUGUUUAACGAAAUAAUACAAAGCUUUCUGCUACCCCUCCUCCCCGUCCAAGCGUAGUGAUAUAAGCCAGGUGAUAAGCCAAGAUUCGUAGCAGUUGUGUGUCGAAAAACUCGCAACAUCACCACAAGAGUCUUAUUUAUCACCACAACUCGAGUAUCCGUUAAGCAAUUUAAAAGAAACCAGGCCUAUAAAAUAAGCCCCAGGCUAGUAAAUGAAAGAAAUACGUUAUUGCUGAGUUAUGACAGGCAAAAAAUGCAUUGUUGAAGUGAGAGAGACAGUUCGAUGAUCGCACUCAUUAGCUACUCCCAAUUUGCUAACUUUUCCAAAUGCAAAUUCUAUUGGUUAAUAAUGCAGUAGUAAUACGUCAAUUAUUUAUACUUUAUUUAUGUUUUUUUGUGUUAAAUUCUGUAGAUUUUGGAAGCAGGGUUACUGGAGAAACCACUUGGGACAUAGACCUUAUCACAUCAGGUACAUAUUGGGGGGUCUGAAUGUGGAUCUGUCAACUACACACGUAAAAAUGCAAACUUUGUAACAAAUCUGCAAUAGACCAAUACUGUUUCAAGACCUUGUUAUCAGGAUGUGUUCGCACUGCUUGUUCCCAACGGUUUGUUGACAAGGUUUUUGACUCGACAGACUUGUUACAUGUCAUUCCAACAACAUGUAUGUGAUCGUCCUGCAAUUCAACAAUAUGUUAACAAGUUGUGAGUGACAACCUUGUAGCAACUUGAUAUAAUGGUAACAUUGUUAACAAGCUUGCGACAAGCCUGUUGCAAGCACAUCUUGUUAUCAAAUAUUUAACAGUUAUUCUACGAACUCGAGUCGAAUAUGAGCUGAUAGCCGAUGAGGCGCGUAGCGGCGAAUCGGCUAUCGCUCAUAUUCGACGAGAGUGAGUGGAAUAACUGUUUUAUUAUAUACGCAAGGUCUGAAUUCACAGACUUUGCUUUUCGAAUAUUUUCAAUAUUUUUCUAUUUUGUUUAUGUUUUUAUCUUCGCUCUUUCGGUCGAUUAUUUCUUCAAAAAUAUAUAUUUUUAACCAUUUUAAAUUUUAAAAAUUCAUUUGCUAACCUGUAAACAAUUUCUGCGAGUUUUUUCAUUGUGUUUUUAAUCCUGUAAAGGCUAUAAAAAGCGAACAACUUGCCGUUUUCUCGUUCGCAAAAAUCGGAAAUUCAGUUUGAGCCGCCAUUUUGUUUUUCUCUGCUAGUAGGAUAUGAGCUAAUAUCCUGCUAGUAGAGAACCAAUCAGAUUGCAGAAUACCUCAUAUCCAGACCUUGUGUAUGUAAUAAAAUCUGAUAAACUGUCAGUUAGGUAUUUUGUAAGAUGUCUGUUGUAAAGCUAUUUCAUCGUUUGCUAGUAAUCUGUAAGGGUAUUUUGUCGGUUGGCAGUCCAAAAUACGGGCAAAUAUAGGUAGUGUUGUUAACCCUAUUCAGACAUGAUAUUACCAAGUGUCUUCAAAUUACUUUUUAGUGCCCUUUACGUGAUUGAUCUUAAACGAUUCAGAAGAUUGGCUGCUGGAGAUCGUCUUCGUGGGCAGUAUCAGGUUGGGACAAGCAAACAAUGAAUGUUUCUCGCCUGACACAUCACACAUGAGGAGCCUCGUACCCAGGCGCUUUGGUGUAUAACGUCAUCAGGGUCUUAUAGCCAGAAUAUGUUAUCAAAAUUCACGGAGCAGAUGUUAGGAAACGUAUUCGUGGUAUUUUUUGUUAAAUGUUGUAUUUUCUUUAUUCAUAUGUAGGGGUUAAGUCAGGAUCCGAACAGUUUAUCAAAUCUUGAUCAGGUAUUACAUAAAUUUUCUUUUAACUUCAAGCCAAUUAGUUUACAUUGUUUGUUGUAGUCAUUGCUCCUUGGCUUCUUACAUAAACGAUUUCUCUUAUCAUAACUAUCAAUCAUAACUUUGCAUAUCAUUAUGAUGAAAUAAGUAAACCAUGCGUACAUCUCAAACAAAUAGAGCCGGUAAAACUUCAUUUUUCUAACUUUUCACUUUGGCCACUUGUCGAAGAUCAAACCAAAUAACAGUGUUACUACUGUUUACUCGUCCAAAAAUAUUGCAGAUUCGCUGCGGAUUAGAACAAGCAUACGUCAUUCUAAAUGGUUGCAACUGCAAUCUUGGACACGAGAUCAUUGCUCGAAAUAUUACAAAUUUAAUGUACAUUCAACAAGUUAAACUUCAUGAUCCCCCCCAGUCCAAUAUUGCGAACAAACCCCAAGCAUAUGAAGUCAACAUUGAGAUGAGGGCAGUGGUGGCAUAAAAAAAACACUACAUGUUGUGAGGCAAAUUUGUCAAAGGUAUACGAAUUUUGUCUAGUUGAUUCUAUAUUCUCAAUUCAGGCCUUAAAAUAUGUUUUACAGGGCCGUCUGACAAAAUGUCCGAUGACGUUGAGUUUGGGUCGGACAUAUGUCCGAUGACCUUCAGUUCAGUUUUGACUCGGAAAUAAGUGUGAAUGACACAAAUGAAUACCAGCACAAUGUAUUAAUUCUGAACGGUAAAUGUUGUGAAGAUACUAAAUAAUUUGUCUCAUUCAUACUUAUUUCCAAGCCAAAAUUGACUUGCUUGCCAGAACAGCAGUAAGACAACUUAAGCCCGUUUUCCAGUUCACCAUUUCGUUCGCACGUCGCCGCCCCGUGCUCGAUUAGCUAAGUUAAAAACAUUUUCAGUUCACUUUUUAUACAAUACUCAAUAGUCCUCUGAUUCUCCAUUUGACAUACGAGCCUUACUCCUAAUUGAUUUACGUUGGACAAAGCUACAGUUCGGUCGGACACCAAUACACUCGGGUCGGACAAACAAUAAACCUCAGUUUCACUUACGUCGGACAGAAUGUCCGGUGGCUUUCUCUGUACGUCGGACAGUUUCACGAAUGGGUCGGACAAUGUCCGUGACCGACCGAUAUUUUAAGGCCUGCUCAAUUGAUUCUUGUAAUCAGUGAGAAAUGUGCUGUAAUACCUCCUUACCUUAUCAUGAAAUGAGUCUCCUUAGUCGUUUAAUAUUUUAUUCUUUAAAUUCGUAGUUUGCAUUGGGAUGACAAAUGUGUUUUAUCGUUAAUUCUUGUUAGGAUCUUCCAAACAAUAUGAUCCAUCAAGUUCCUAUGAAAUCCCUACCACAGGAAUGGUUAUGGUGCGAGACGUGGUGUGACGAUGCUUCAAAACCUGCAGCUAAGACUAUUGAUUUGGUAAGUUCAACCAUGGAUACAGGUGCCACGGAGCGACGCUAUCUUCUUAGUCUUGUGGUGGCUAACUCUAAAUUCACAUGUCAAAAUUCAAAUGCUUUAAAAACUUUGUAUUAAGAGUUGUGGAGUUACAGGUCAUCUCCAAACCAUGUUUAGGGAGUGGAGCUCACUACAUCAUCUAAACAUAAAAUAAAUGGCUGUGAACUCGAAAAAUAGUCUAAAAAUAAGACUAAAAUACCUAUUCAACCGCAUUCAAAAGCUAUUGGGGCAGGAUCUGCCCGAGGCGCAUAUCAGUUGGAGUUUGAUUUCAAGAUCCAUUCUCGUCCCCAGGCUACUAGUUUUGAUUUGCUGGUAGUCCCUAGCAGGGGCGAAACUUGAGUGGGGUAUGGGGAGUGUGGCACCCCCCCCCCCCAAAAAAAAACAAAAAAAAAACCGAAUCAUCCCGAUUGGCAGGGCAAUCAAAUAUUUUAAAUGAUAGAAUGUAGAGUUAUUAAGUAACUUAUUACAGCUAGCAAACAAUACGCAGUUUGUACUCAUGUACAUUGGCAUCGACAGUUCAAUUAUACACGUAGCUUAGUGAUGUAUUGUAUUGGCGUCAUUGGUUUUGGCAGGACAAUUCUGCCAGACACCCCCUAAUUAAAAGGGGCUAGUUUCGCCCCUGGUCUCCAGACCGUCAAGCUUACCUCCAAUCAAAUAUUGGCUACCUCCACAAGAAUAAAAUCUACAGAUAUAAGCUGAACAGACAAAGUAUAAAACUAUGACUCGCAGUAAAACUAUCGAUAACUAACUGAUGGUGAUUUUGUAAUAACACUUGCCAUGAACUUUGUUUUUGUCCUUAUCCUAGAUUUGCCGAGUGGGACUGGAUUAAAUAUUGUGUUUGUAUCAGUUUGUGGUAGUCUUCAGCUCAUAUGACAAAACAUAAGAUUUUUAAAGUUUUUUGCUUCCUUUCAUGAGCGCUAUGUUGCAAAAUGCCGCCAGAAUUAGAAUUAGGGUGAUGUCCGUGUUGGAAAAAACGUCGCUUGCUCUUAAUCUCACCAAUGUCAAACACGAAAAAGAGGCUCUAUGGCCAAGGUUUGGAUACAUUUCAUGUACUUAUAUAAUAUUGAAACUAUGUUUAGUGUAACAAUCCAUUGACGAAGGAGCCAAAAUUAGUGAGUGCUGUUCGUAUCGUAAAAGAAUGGCCAGAUUAUGAUAAUGAAAUAAAACGACUUCAAGAACGUGUUGCUGAGAAUAAAUCACAAUCUCAAAGUUAUGAAAAAACCACUGGUAAGUAUGCAUAACAUAACUCUUAAUGCUGAUUAGCAGAGCACUCGAAAGUCAAAACCAUGGAAUUGUUAAAUAUCAGCUUAGCAAAGUUUCACUCGUGACUGUUGUCUGUAGGCAUAAGCAAGUCCCCAGUGCGUAGCUGGCGUUUUGAGCGCUAUUGUCCACGCGUGAGAUCGGUGACAUCGGCGCCGUAUAUUCAACGUGUUGAAUAAUUUUUUGCACGAGUGAACAUUUCCUCCAAGUGUGCGCGCGUGCAAAGCUAUCAGCUUACAAUUAUUUUGAAAUAAAUUCGUGAAACAUGGCCGCCGUUGUUUGCGAAGAAGAGUUUGACCCAUCCUCAUCAGACGAAGGAGAAAUAUUGCUUCUUCUUCUCUUAAUGCGACGUAGACGAGGACGUUUAAGAGCUUCGCACAGAAAAGUAUGGACGAAACGGUGGACAUCAUAAAGACGUGGAUAUUCAGGACGCAGAUCAGUGAUUUUGUCCUCCAACAUAGCAUCAGCAACAACACUUAGUACUAGUCGCCAUUUUGCAUGCGUAUUUGCCUCCUAUUCUAAGCUGAUAGCUUUGCAGGCGCGCACACUUGGAGGAAAUGUUCACUCGUGUACAAAAUUAUUCAACAUGUUGAUUAUACGGCGCCGAUGGCACGCGUGAACAAUAGCGCUCAAAACGCCACAGCACACUUGGGGAACUUGCUUACACCAACAGUCACGAAUCAAACUUUGCUAAGCUGAUAGCUCUAGUGUGCGGCGGGGCUUUAGAGUGGAAAUAUUUCACUUGAUUUCUUUUGAAUUGCGACCAUCCGAAUAAAUCAGUUCUACUUGAGUCUGACCGCUCACAAUUCAAAAGAAAUUGAGCGAAAACUUUCGACAGCGAAACUAUUCUUGCAGCUUAACAAAUAAGUUUAUAGUUUGUAACAAAAUUGAUUUGUAUACUUGUGGUGAGAAUACUUUUUGUACUAUGUAGAUUUAUAUAUUCAUUUGUCUUAUUGCCCAGCCUUCUUUUGCGUUAUACUUGCAAAUAGCUCUUUAAACUGUGUUAGGCUCAAGGGCGACAAUCUAUUCCAGAGAGUGGGGUGACAGAGCCGGCCCGUAGACCUGGAAGCAUGUGACCUCUUUGUGGUAUUUCCACAACAUUAUUUGGGGCAAAACCAGUCUUUACUGUUUCCUUGAAACAGAACUGCUGUGGGAUAGGGCGUUUUCCGAGGUUGUUAUGCUCAUUGAGAAGAUCGAUUUUUUAAAACAAUAUAAUAAUUUCAAUCGCAAAUGAUGUUAGUCCGACCGCAAUUGACGCUGGAUAACUAAUAUUAAUCAUGUAUCAUUGGGGAAAAGUGGGGGAUAAUUAGAUAUUUACCCCCACCCCAAAUAGUGGGGGGGGGGGGGAGACAUUAUCCCACAGAAUUGAAGCCCUUGUACUUAGACUCGAGUUUCCAUCAGUAUGUCUGCAAAUACAGAAAGGUUUAGAUAGGAUAGUUUAGAAUUAUUGAUGGGAAUUUGAUUAAAAUUCGCUUUAUUUUGUCAUUCGUUUUCAUAGACACCACCAGUAAAGAUGAAUUGUGAAGAAAUCCAGAGGAGACAAUCAAAUACUGCUGACUUACAACAGACUGUGCAGUGUGACAUGUAUUAUAACAGCUGAUGCAAUUUAGGUUAAAAGAUUAAACGUCGAAACCACAAAACUUCUACGUGUAAGUGCGAGAAGGAUGAUGGCUCCACUGUUUGUAAAUCAAAUUGAAGCACUCUACACUAAGAAGAGGCAUAUACAUUCCCAUUGUACUUUUCGUGCUAAGAGGCCGCGGUGUUGUGAUUUUGACUUUUGACCUGUAGAGGACAAGCUUGAUUGAAUAACUAUGAGUAAAUUACCAGUAUAUGUCCUAUGCACUCUCUUCAAAUAAUGCAUUACGUAUUUCUAGUAUCAUGAAUCUUGAGUGUCAUGUAGUUGUUGUACUUGUUAUUUGUACCUAUUGCUGUUCUUAUCAUUACAUGAACCAAUCACUAUAAACAUUUUAUAAUGUCUUCCCGAAGUAAUUGAUAGUUCAUAUUCUUCAUAAUGAUUCUAUCAGGCACGACGACUCAGUAGGAACUUCCCAACCAGCUCAGUAGAACAUACCCGACCAGUUCAGGUCGAUAUUCUAUCAGUUACUGAAUAAGUUAUCAAGUAAAACUAAUAAACCAAAACUGUACGACAGAAGGCCAGUUUAUUUAGUAAGCCAAAAAAGUUAAAUAUUUCAGGAAUAUGCCUUACAUGUCAAGUUAAAUAGCCCAGCAUGAGGGCAAUGUUUAGAUAGACUGAAGAUCUUAUUUUAGCAAAUGUAUUGUAUUCAUAUUUACUAGUCAGCAUUUUUCACAAAAUAUCAACAACGAACCUGCUGAGCCUGCUGCUGAGGUAUAUGAAAGAAAAAAAUGCUGCUUCAUUGGAUUUGUUUGUCAAAAAAUAUCAAGCUGUGUUAUUUAUACUGUGUUCACUUUUUGUAGGGAUUUUCCUUUCGAAGGAAUCUUCCUUGUAUAGGUUUAAUCUUGUUGUCUGUAAAUCAUUAUGGUAAGGUGUUUAUCAUAGUUAAAAACUGCCAUGGCUGAUCCAUGUAGUCAAAAUUUAAAAUUUCAG
Messenger RNA from Paramuricea clavata, 22008 nucleotides. Lineage: Eukaryota; Metazoa; Cnidaria; Anthozoa; Malacalcyonacea; Plexauridae. The record is from the annotation of a GenBank genome assembly.